GGAAGCGGCGGGAGGAAGCGACGGAGCGCCUGGCGCGGGCGGGCGCGCGGGGCCGGGCCGGAGCGGGCCGGGAGCCGCCAUGCCCCGGGACAACAUGGCCUCCCUGAUCCAGCGGGUGGCGCGGCAGGCGCGCAUCACCUUCCGCAGCCCCGCGGGGCCGGCCUUCGGGGAGAACCUGCACCGGCUGCAGCAGCUGCUUGACGAGGUGCGCGCCGAGGACCUGCACUUGGCGCCGCAGGGGCCGGCUCCGGCGGCGGCGGGGUGCCCGCGGGCCGGCGCCGUGCCGCCCGUCAGCUAUAUGCACAUCUGCGAGACCGAGAGCUUCAGCAUGGGCGUGUUCCUGCUGCGCGGCGGCGCCUGCAUCCCGCUGCACGACCACCCGGGGAUGAACGGCAUGCUGAAGGUGCUGUACGGCACUCUGCGCAUCGCCUGCAUGGACGCGCUGCCCGCCGCCGCCGCCCCGCCGCCGCCGCCCGCCCCGGGGCCGUGCCUGCGCGCCCUGCUGCGCUCCCGGCAGCACUACACGCCCGCCUCGCCGCCCUGCCUGCUCUCGCCGCACAGCGACAACCUGCACCAGAUCGACGCCGUGGACGGCCCCGCCGCCUUCCUCGACAUCCUGGCGCCGCCCUACGACCCCGAGCACGGCCGGGACUGCCACUACUACCGCCUGCUGGAGGGGCCGCCGGCCGGCGCCGAGCCCGCGCUGCCCAGGGAGGUGUGGCUGCUGGAGACCGCGCCGGCCGCCGACUUCUGGUGCGGGGGAGAGCCCUACCCGGGGCCCCGCGUCUGCCCCUGAGGCGGCGCCCGCCGCGCGUCGGCCCUCGGGACCGGACGGAACGCUGCGGAGCGCCCGGCCGCGAGGGGAGGCGGGCGUCGGCGCGGGGAGCCCCGCCCGGCUCGUCCCGUCCGACCGCUCGAGGACGGCGCCCCGGGCCGCGGUUCGGCCCUCCGUUCCGAUCGCGCCGCUCCCGCCGGGGGAAAGGCCGCCGGCACGGGCUGCUCGCAGGGCCGCGCGCCGAGGGCCGCUCGGGACAAUAAAGUGACGAUGUAUUUAUUUCUUGUGGCUGACGUGCGAUGAAGGAGGAGUGGCGCGGUCCGGUUCUACUCGACUGAGCGUUCGGAAGAAAACCCAGUGCUCUGCGUGCGUCGCCGAGCUUCGGUCAAAGGGGGGGUCGGGCUCCAGCAGAGCGAAUGCAAUAAGAACCCUCCCGGAGCCGUAACCCCCAUCCGCUCGCUGCUGGGAGCGCCGCGCCGCCUUCCCGGCGGCUCCGGGCCGGGCUCCGCUAAGAGAUGUACCGAACUGGCAAAAUCCCACCCCCGGGGCAACUCUUGGGGCGGGCAGCGCUCCGUGGAUACACAGUGGUGUGCGUGGGGUGGGAGUGAAAUGAGUUCCCCUCCUGAGGGACGGUGUCGGGUCCCGAAUUACCAUUUAACAGUUCUUCACUGCGUUCCGUAUAAGAUCCGGCUAUUAGAACUGAAGUUAUAGAGCAUUCCUAUGCAUGUUCCCUCAGCCGGGAGGAGACUCACAGCUGCUAAUUAACUGUGCUUGGGAGUUCUCAUAUAGCAGUGGUCGAGGGGAGUGGAAGCUGUGGGCAUCUUUAGAGAAGACCGCUGCUGUCCCAUGGAUGCUGCUGUACAACACUACUCACUUGCCUGUAACCUAUAGAUAUGUAUAUCCAUCUGUACACACACCCUAGGUUCAGAUAGGAUUUGACCCGAUAACUCUUCUCUAAAAGCGGUCUGUGUUUUUAUAUGGACAGGUGAACACUGAGCUUUGGAAGCCUUGUGGUUUCCCUCUUUAUACUAUUUAUAAAGAUUACUUUUUUGUAAGGCUUUUAAAUAAACAUAGUGUAGAAGAGACGCAGUGCAUUUUGCCUUGCUGUGCUGUAAGCAGCCUUGAGAUGCAGCAUGCCCUCAGCAGGGGAUGCGAUCUUUCUAACGGGAGAAACUUUUCUAGAGGUGAUGUACCUGUUUGUGCUGCAGGGAAUGGCCCGGUGCCUCUGAUGGCAGAGCACGCCGUGCCACGGGCUCCAGCCUGGGUCACCGUGUGGGAAUUUGAACACAAACCCACUUCCUAAGGGAUGUUACCAGCCUGCUCCAGAAACUGUCCCACAACCAGCCUUUGUGUUUCUUUGUGUAUUUAUAAAAGCAGACUUGUUUUUCCUGUACGGUUGCUUGGACGGGUGAAUUUUUAAGUGAUUCUGAUACAGCAUCACUUUUUUAAUUGGGCAGGAAGGGCUGUGGAAGAAUGAAUGUAAAACACCAUCAGCGUUAUGCAUACACAUAUUAAUGCUUUUGCAAGGAAAAAUUGGUGGAAAUUAUUUUGCUCAAUUUCCAUUUAUUCUUACAGCACUGUGGAGCGUCUGAUGUUUCUGCAGUGGGCUUACCUGUUUUUCCUGGAAUUCCCCUGCAGCUUAGCAUUAGUUAAUGUGCAACAAUUCUCUAUCAAGCGUAGUCAUUAACUGUAAUGCAGUGCCUCGGAAUGGCACAGCCUGUGUUUCUCACUCGCUCCGGCACUAAUGAAGACUGUCAUCCUUUUCCAGAAGCCCACAAACAGCGUGCUGCAUGCAAACAGCAGUACUGGAAAAACAAACUGCAACAAAGAGCAUUUCGGUUCUGUAUCUCAUCUAUCCUCCCCUUAGGUCUCUCUUGUUGCUUUUUAUUUUUUCUCCAUGCUUAAGACCUAGUCAAGACAUGUAAUGGGAUAGGAUUUUAAUGCACCUUUUCCACAGAGGACAGUGUGGUCCCUUACCCUGUAGAGUGCUGUUAACAAUUGUGGCAAAACUUUUUUGUUUUUUUAAAUAACGGCGUUAGCAUCAAAGUAUUGAAGUCAUUGUGUCAGGAAAAAGAGAACCUGAGAUGCAUUAAAGAAAAGCCUCUUCUUGCUUAUUCAAUGAUUGAAACUUAACUGCACGUGUUCUGGAUAUCUGUAAGCAGAAGGUUUGAGUCUAAUAUAGUUCCUUCUCUCUGCAGUUUGUUUAUUGCGUUUUCACAACAGGAAAAUCACUGUUAUUGCUGAGUUACAGAAUAAAUACAGGAUAUCUCACCACC
Messenger RNA from Lagopus muta (rock ptarmigan), 3051 nucleotides. It is a transcript of the gene ADO, whose product is annotated as 2-aminoethanethiol dioxygenase. The coding region runs from base 80 to 796 and encodes 238 amino acids. Lineage: Eukaryota; Metazoa; Chordata; Aves; Galliformes; Phasianidae. The transcript has a single exon. Gene Ontology annotation, cellular component: mitochondrion. The record is from RefSeq and is a predicted model, not a curated record. Gene Ontology annotation, molecular function: oxidoreductase activity, acting on single donors with incorporation of molecular oxygen, incorporation of two atoms of oxygen.